Molecule: messenger RNA, 1182 nt
Organism: Strongylocentrotus purpuratus (purple sea urchin)
Lineage: Eukaryota; Metazoa; Echinodermata; Echinoidea; Camarodonta; Strongylocentrotidae
Exons: 2
Coding region: 1-1182 (393 amino acids)
Biological process (GO): signal transduction
Molecular function (GO): protein binding
Source: RefSeq, a predicted model, not a curated record
AUGGCAUUCAAACACGGAAUGCUUCUGGACCCUUCGCUUUUCCUGGUAAUCAUAAGCUUUUUGCAAGCACUUCCUGCAGAUACGACAGUGCUGUCCUACAAACGAAGAUAUAUUGAAAACUCUGUCGAGGAGUGUGCAUUUGAGAUUCAAUCGAAUACUGCUAAUUGCGAGAGACUCGGGUUAACGAACGUUCCUGAAGAGCUCCCAGAGGAUGUUGAAAUCCUGAGGAUCAGUGAGAAUAGUAUCAAGUCUUUAUUGAACUCCUCGUUUGAAAGGUACCCUCAUGUCACCUACCUAGACGUCUCCCAGAACGACAUUAGAGUGAUAGAACCCACAACUUUCUAUCCCCUCAAAGAAUUAGCCCUCCUACGUAUGUUCCUCAACCCAUAUCUUGUACUUCCAACAGGACUACUCAGUUGGCUUCUCGAUUGGAUCGGUCGUCCUAUUGAACUUCUCAACAAGAAUACAACUCUUUGUUCGCCAGCAUCUUUAGAGCCGCUCCACUACAAACCUCUCCUUGAUUUUGAUCCCUCGGAGCUCUGUGGCCUUAGCAUCCCACUCGUCUGUUUGUCUUCCCUCGCUGUCAUUUGUCUGGUCGCCAUCGCCGUGCUCUUUCAUCACUAUCGAUGGCAAUUAAGGCACAGACUCUUUCUCCUGAAGUUUGCCGCCCUUGGGUACCUGGAGAUACGAGACACUCGGGAACACGACGAAUACGAGUUCGAUUUGAAUAUCAUCUUCUACGAUGAUGACGAAGAAUGGGUCCGUGAACAUCUUCGGUUAGCCAUCGAAGAACGGCUUCCGCAAUUCCAGAGCAACGUCUUUGGUGACGAGGAUCUCAUCCCCGGUAUGCACUAUUUGGAGGCAGUCGACUAUGUGGUGAGGCGGAGUUACAAAACCGUUGUACUGCUCAGCAGUGCCGCUGUCCGCGAUCGCUGGUUCAUGCUCAAGUUCCGGACGGCCAUGGACCACGUGAGUGAUACCCAGACCGAGUUUGUCUUCGUGAUUUUCCUGGAAGAUAUUCCCGACGAAGAAAUACCCUUCCUUGCAAGGAUGUACCUAAGUGAUGGCAGACCCUAUCUGCACUGGCCUGAAGAUAUUAGGGGACAGUUAUAUUUUUUUGAUGAACUAACCAAAAAUCUGACCAUCAAUCUAAAGACGAAUGAUUUGAUUCCUGAUGGAUAG